AUGCCCCCGAAGAUGCUGGCGGUCAUUCGCCGCUUCGACGAGGGCAUGAGGGCGCGCGUCCGAACGGACGACGGNCUCCGACAGGGAUGCAACCUGGCCCCGCUGCUGUUCAACUUGUUCUUUGCCGCGAUGCUCAUGGUCGCCGUGGCCGAGUUCGACAAGGACCCCAAGGUGACGACGGACAUGGUCAAGAUCGGGAUAAAAGUCGAGUACACUGGCAAGAAGGGCACGUCGGGAGGGAAGAAGACGACGGUGGUGACGGACGUGGAGACCCUGUUGGCCAUGCUCUACACUGACGACGCGGCCAUCGUCUCGCGCUCACCGGAGAGUCUCGACAACAUGAUGUCGGUUAUGGUACGCGUGGCCGGCCUGUUCGGACUGAUGGUAUCGGAGCCAAAGACGGAGAUCAUGUGCAUACUGCCGAAAGGGAUAGAGGAACGCCCGUUAAUGAUCAGCGCCGCCGGCCAGACAUACAAGCAGACAGAUCAGUUUGUGUAUCUCGGACAUACCAUCUUCGCGGACGGGAAGGCCGACCGGGAGAUCACGAGCCGAAGCUGCCGAGCGUGGAAGUGCUACCGCCGGAACGCCGGAACAGUGCUUCGAUGUACCACGUGGCGACGGGCCGAUCUCCAGCUCAAGAUCCGGCUUCUCCAGGCUGAAGUGGUGGAGACUCUCCUAUACGAGUGCUCCUCGUGGAGCCUAACAGUGGAGCACUGCACGAACUCAAUGAGACCCACCGCCAGUUCCUUUCAUGGUGCAUCGACUGGAGCAAUCGGAAACGCUCAGACCGCCCCCUGUCGAGAACGACUGUGCGUCUCGUUGGGAGGGGACCUCGUGGCCUUCAAUAUGGGAGACGAAAAGGAAGGGGGGAAAUGGAAAGAGAGCGCCAAGGACUCGGAGGUGUGGUACAACAAGGUCGAGGACGGGGCGGCAUGGCUCAUGAGGAAAUGGCAUAGGCAGGAGGCGGAAGCGUUCGCGAAGCGCCAGCGCGCGAGGGAAGCAGAAGCAGAGAGUACGGCCAUCUCAGGACCGAAAAGAAAGAGAGCCGGGGAAGCGGCGGUGCGGGGGAAGGAGCGGUAG
Molecule: messenger RNA, 1080 nt
Organism: Ectocarpus sp. CCAP 1310/34
Lineage: Eukaryota; Phaeophyceae; Ectocarpales; Ectocarpaceae
Source: the annotation of a GenBank genome assembly